AUGAAUUUAUCAAUUUCUCUCGUAUCCCGUUUAUUUCGUUUGUUGUUUUUAUUUAACGCGGUGAAUGUUCUCCAAGCUUUUAUCCCAUUGCCUCGAUUUGGUCACAACGCUAACUUAAUAAAUAAUAAAAUUUACUAUUUUGGCGGAAAAGACUCGAAUGGAAAUGUUUCUCACGACCUUUUUUAUUUGGACUUGACUCUUACGUCUACUCCGCAAUAUCUUUAUGCCUCGAAUUCGAGUAAAUCUCCAGAAUUUUCUUUGCUAAACUACACAGGAGAUUUUCAGGGGACUUAUCUUUCGGGUUCAACUGCUUGGAAAAAUUCUAUUUAUGCAUUCGGAGGGGAAGGAGCCAAAGAAGGAGAUUUCAAAAAUACAUUUAUUAAAAUUCGCAUAGACUCGAAUCCAAUCAUCAUUGAGCAACUCGAUAACACCAACGCACCAUCACCACGUGGACGACUAACUCCAGUUGUCGAUAAGCAAGGAAAAAUAUAUUUUUUCGGAGGAUGGGAUGGUACAGGGAGUGAUAAUACAAUGUAUAUUUUUGAUUCUAAUAGUGCUACAUGGACAACAGUAAAAUCAGAUAGUGCACCAGAUAUGAUUUGGGGUUACGCUGCGAUUUUGACAGAUGAUGAAAGAAUUUUAUAUAUUGGUGGAAAUCAUCAUGAUAAAAUAAGAUAUAUGCCAUUUGAUUCCAUACCGGUUUUUAACAUUAAUACCAGUGACUGGGAAAGAAUCAAUACAACAGCUGACAUACCGAUCGCUGGUCGAGUUGCACAUGUUGCGAUAUUAGAUAGAAUUUAUAGGACUAAUGACGUAAUAUUUGUGUCUAUAAAUGAACUAAAAGUUGCAGAUAAAAAACGAGUAAUAAUUUACGGAGGAGAGAGAGAUAGUUCAGAUAAAACUACAAAUGGAGGUAUUGUGGUAUUAGACCUGUCAACAAAAAAAUUUACACAGCCGAAUAUCGAGGGAAAAAGACCGGAUUAUAUUCCGUAUCGAACAACAGCAACAUAUUUUAACGAUUACAUUUUUGUGGCAUUCGGUAACAGGAACAAUAUUCCAAGCGUCGAAUUUAAUAUUCUUGACAUUUAUAAUGGCACAUUAAAAUGGGUUCAAAUGGCUAAUCUUACUAGACCUCCUAGUAAUGGACCUGACAAUGGUGCUGGCAGUGUCGUUGACAAACCAUCUGCAAACGUUGGCAUUCUAAUUAUUUUGGCAAUAGUAUUUGGUAUAAAGAACGGAAGAUUUUAUGAACUAGAAAUACCAAUUUAG
Molecule: messenger RNA, 1269 nt
Organism: Ambispora gerdemannii
Lineage: Eukaryota; Fungi; Glomeromycota; Glomeromycetes; Archaeosporales; Ambisporaceae
Source: the annotation of a GenBank genome assembly